Loxodonta africana (African savanna elephant) is the source of this 1593-nucleotide messenger RNA. RefSeq names its product mastin-like. Gene Ontology annotation, biological process: proteolysis. The transcript is spliced from 3 exons. The record is from RefSeq and is a predicted model, not a curated record. Gene Ontology annotation, molecular function: serine-type endopeptidase activity. The coding region runs from base 880 to 1593 and encodes 237 amino acids. NCBI's taxonomy places the organism in Eukaryota, Metazoa, Chordata, Mammalia, Proboscidea, Elephantidae.
UGGUGUGCAGGAGGCGUGGGGGUUGUCUAGUGAGGGGCUAGCAGUGAGCAGGGUGAGGUUGGGGUGUAGCAAGAGCACCCCAGUGCCUGCUGAUGGACUCCCUGACCUUGGGCCACUCAGAGAGGCUACAGAGGAGAGAGAUGAGUGUCCCAUUAAGGUGAGGUGGUGCCUGCUCGCACCCUACCCUCUCCAUCCCAGACCCCAGGCCCCAGGGUCCAGGCCCUUCUCCUCUGCAGAUGCUGUGGCUACUAUUGCUGACCCUCCCCUGCCUGGAGGGCUCCGUGCCCGUGACCCCAGGUGAGACCUGACUCCUUCCAAAGCCCACUCUGUCCCUGGCCCCUAGCCCUGCCCCCCAGGCCUCCACUAGCCUCCCAGGGACCACCCCAGAGUCAGGGUGAUUAUUUGGAUGCUUCUGAUAUCCAGGGAGGGGGAGAGAUGGAUGAGUGGGAAGAUCUGAGCUGAGCCCAGGGCAGGGACGCCUGGGUCCAUGAUGGCUCCCCACUCUGCCUCCCCAGCUCCCAGUCCAGGGACUGAGUUUGUGGGCAUCGUCGGGGGCCAUGAUGCCCCCCCCGGGAGGUGGCCCUGGCAGGUCAGCCUCCGCAUGUACAACAAGGAGCUGGUGCUGUGGCAGCAUGUGUGUGGGGGCUCCCUCAUCCACCCCCAGUGGGUGCUGACCGCGGCCCACUGUCCUGUCCCGUGAGUGACCGUCCUCCGCUCCUGUGGCCUGGGGGAGCACAUAGAGGGGUUAAUGUGAAGGGUGUGGGGCAUUCGGGGCUGGGGGACAGUGGUCCAGGGCUCUGCAUGGACGGCCAUAGGAGCAACACACCCCAUGUUGAGGGGAUCCCUUGGCUCUGAGCCCCUGAACUGACUCCUGCAGCCAUGCUGAGCCUGGGCCCCUGCCUGCUGCCUCUGAACAGGAUAGAGUUGGGGCCGAGUGCCUAUCGGGUCCAGGUUGGGCAGCUGAAACUCUAUGACCAUGACCAGCUGAUGAACGUGACCAAGAUCAUCCGCCACCCCAAGUUCAACCUCAGCCUGUCUGCCAAGGGGGGCGCAGACAUCGCCCUGCUGCAGCUGGAGACCUUGGUGAUGCUGUCGGACUACGUGCAGCCAGUCACCCUCCCGCCCGCCUCCCUGACGGUGCCCUCGGGGAAGACGUGCUGGGUGACCGGCUGGGGCGCUGUCAAGCUGGGAGCACCCCUGCCCAAGCCCUACAUCCUGCAGGAGGUGGAGAUCCCCAUAGUGGGGAAUGAGGACUGUAACCGCCGUUACCUGAAAGGCAUCUCCUCAAACAAAACCGCCAAGGCCAUCCAGGAUGACAUGCUGUGUGCAGGGAGCGAGGGCCGUGACUCUUGCCAGGGGAAGGAAGCACCCACUGCUUGGUGGCACCGGGACAAGCUUGCCAAGUGCCACCUCUCUCCCCAGGGUGACUCUGGGAGCCCCCUGGCCUGCAUUUGGAAUGACACCUGGCUCCAGGUAGGGCUGGUGAGCUGGGGCGACAGCUGUGGCCACCGCUUCCUCCCAGGGGUCUAUGCCCGGGUGAUGAGCUACGUGUCGUGGAUCCACCAGUAUGUCCCCCACUCCCACCGGCUCUAG